This is a messenger RNA of Rubroshorea leprosula, 765 nucleotides long. NCBI's taxonomy places the organism in Eukaryota, Viridiplantae, Streptophyta, Magnoliopsida, Malvales, Dipterocarpaceae. The record is from the annotation of a GenBank genome assembly.
CGGCAAUUAAUUUCGGUUGCUCAACCGCCCAAGAUAAGACGCCGACUAUGAGGUUGGAGACAAGGGCGGAGAAGCUUACAGCAAUCGAAUUCAGCAGCUUUCGUGACUCGAACACAGUAGCAAGGAGCAAUGUCGAGUACCCAAUUGAAAUCCGACGCCUUGUUGGAGCAGAUGAAGCAACACCUCGCCACCGACGCCGGCAAAGAGCUCACCAAGAAGGUUGGCCUCGUCUACCAGAUUAAUAUUGCUCCCAAGAAAAUUGGGUUUGAUGAGGUGACCUAUAUCGUUGAUCUCAAGAAAGGAGAAGUUAUUAAAGGGCAAUACGAAGGAGGAAAACCUGAUGCUACGUUUUCCUUCAAGGAUGAAGAUUUUGUAAAAGUUGCAAUGGGGAAGAUGAAUCCCCAAAUUGCUUUUAUGAGGGGUGCUAUGAAGAUCAAGGGUAGUUUGAGUGCAGCUCAGAAAUUCACUCCUGACAUUUUCCCAAAACCUUCAAAGAUGUGAGACUGUUAGCUGAUACAGUUCAUAGAAUAAAUCACUACCGUGUUAGAUCCUUUCCCUUGCCCUAGAAGUUGUGGUUCAGCUAAUUUGUAAGACAUUUGAGGAAGGUAUAAAUUGGAACCCUCCAUCAAUCACUAUUGUUGCUCAUUAUAAAUUCCAGAUGUGAUAGGGUAUCACACAGUAGAGUUCCUGCUUGUAACAAUCUUGAGUCACAAAAUCCACAUAAUCAUCUUCAUUAAUGGAUUUGCAUGCAUUUGUUUCUUACCU